GGCUGUAAUUUCUUGAGCGAAUAACUGAAAGAAAAGAAUGUGGUUCGGAAUGUGCUGACCAGAAAGGCUUCAGUCUUUUGUGUGAGAGGAAGUGAGCCUUAAUGCACCAUCCACUCCAGUCCGGUGCCCCAGCGCUUUCUCCAUGAGCAUUGAUUCAGACUUCAACAAAGGGACGACCUUGAAAAACAGCCUCGCUCCCAUCGCCAGUUUGGAGUGCAUCGAUGAAAGCUCAGCGACCAGCGACGGUUCCAGAACCCUCCCGCCCAGCCGCCAGAUAUCGCUCUCGGCGGCAACAGGAAUCCGAUACAAGAACCUUGGGAAGUCUGGUUUAAAAAUAUCCAGUGUUGGAUUAGGAACAUGGGUAACUUUCGGCCAGAACCUUUCCGAAGAGCAAGCAGAAGAAAUUGUCCAAACUGCUUAUGACCAUGGAAUCAAUAUCUUCGACACUGCAGAUGCUUAUGCAGGGGGAAGAUCAGAGCUACUCCUCGGAAAGAUACUCAAAAAUAGUGGAUGGAAGCGUUCCAGUUACAUUGUGGCAACGAAGCUGGUGUGGGGCAGCAAGUUAGACUCCGACAUGGGGUUGUCAAGAAAGUUCAUUCUUGAAGCCAUCGAUGCCAGCUUGCAACGACUGCAGAUGGACUACGUAGAUAUUGUAUACAUUAACAGAACAGAUCCGAUGUGCCCUAUAGAAGAGGUAGUGCGGGCGUGCACACAUGCAAUCAACCACGGAAAAGCCAUGUAUUGGGGCACUUCUCGGUGGACAGCCAUGGAGAUUAUGGAAGCGUACACAGUUGCCAGACAGUGUCAUCUGAUACCGCCGUCCGCCGAGCAGACAGAAUAUCACAUGUUCCAGAGAGAAAAGGUCGAAAUCCAUUUACCAGAGCUCUUUCAUAAAAUAGGUACUGGCACAAUCACCUGGUCUCCUCAAGCCUUCGGAUUGCUCACCGGCAAAUUCGACGAAGGAGUCCAGCUGCUGUCGAGAGGUUCACUAAAAAGUUUAUCGGCACUACAAGACCGCCUGAACAUGGACGACAGCAGGAACCCGAAGGAUCAAUUGAAGAUGCGUGAGCUCAAUCAUUUGGCCGACAAGCUCGGUUGCUCCAUGACGCAGCUCACCAUCGCCUGGUGCCUAAAAAGUGAACAAGUUCAAUGUGUCCUUCUCGGUGCUCUCUCCAUAGACCACUUGUAUGAUCAACUUCAAGCCUUGCAAAUCAUUCCCAAGCUCACGACCAACAUAUCGAACGAGAUAGAGAAGAUUUUAGAUAAUAAGCCAACCCGGCAUCCCUUGCAGAGGUGACUGGCGCCGAGCCGGGGCCCUUCCGUGGACCUCGGCUCACCCUCUGAUAACCUGCCUGAGAAGGGAAGAGACACCAACCACACGGCCACCUCCCCGACCGGGGACGCCCCCCACGACCAACCGGCCACAACUUUCAUGGACACUCUCAGAUCCACCUGCGUGCUACAAUGAUUCUCUGGGAACAGCUGGAACUGUUAUUGCGCUUAAGUUCUGCCAUCGAUUCAAGUUCAAAUUGCUUUGUUUUAUUCACGAACCGAUUUGUUCAACUUAACGUACUCAUGAACAUAUUUGUUCAAUUUAAAGCACUCAUGAACCGAUUUGUUCACCUUAACGUAUUUACUUCUCUGAUCGAAAGUGUCUCAUGCCACUGAAAUAUGUUGAUUCAAUGUCUGAAAAGAUCAUGAAUUUAUUAAUAAUGUUCAGUUUUCUGAAAGGGUGCGGUGAUGGUUUGGAGUUUUGCGUAUUUAUACUUAUUCGUUACGUUAAUUUCCCCUAUUUCUAUUGAAGAAUUCGAUGGGGAUAUCAUUUCUUGAGCCAUGGACCAGGAUUCUAAAUGGUUUGAUGGAAAUUAAAUUUCCCAAACACUUAUUAACAGAUUUAUUUAAACUUUUCAAUGCAUACUGCCAUAAAUAAUAAAAAGAGAUUUCCUAAAAUUGAUUUAAUGAUUACUAAACAACACCUUUUCUUUUUACUAUA
This is a messenger RNA of Argiope bruennichi, 1993 nucleotides long. Its product is annotated as voltage-gated potassium channel subunit beta-2-like. Gene Ontology annotation, molecular function: potassium channel regulator activity; transmembrane transporter binding; voltage-gated potassium channel activity. The record is from RefSeq and is a predicted model, not a curated record. Gene Ontology annotation, biological process: potassium ion transport; regulation of potassium ion transmembrane transport. The coding region runs from base 143 to 1297 and encodes 384 amino acids. The transcript is spliced from 16 exons. NCBI's taxonomy places the organism in Eukaryota, Metazoa, Arthropoda, Arachnida, Araneae, Araneidae. Gene Ontology annotation, cellular component: voltage-gated potassium channel complex; cytoplasm.